ACGCCACUCUACCCCAGAGCUCUCGAUGGUGCUUCUCCGGCUUCAGGGCUGGAGUUGGGGUGGAGGGCGGGAAAAACCACAGAGAGAAAACAUACAGUACCCCGGCAGCCGGCAAGAGGAAGAGAGAGUGGCUUCCACAUCCCCAAUAUCCUAGAGGCGGCUGAGCAGGAGGCGGUCGCACAAAGGGGGCCCCGGGUGCCGCUCCAGCCGUGGCCGACCAUAGAGAUGCGGCUCCCGCCGGCUCUGGGUCUGGAGGUGAGUGAGCGGCUGCGGGGCGGAACUGGGAAGGGAAUGCGGGUGGAGCGAGCUGGAGGCAAAGUUUUUCGAGCCCCGGGAUCAGGGUGGGCCUGGGCGCUGGGAACUCUCCGAAGGAGGUACUGAAGGGAGCACCCAGAUGAGCUGGGCCCCGGCGCCGCAGUCGCGUCACGGUUCUGGACCCCGCCCGGGUACCCGCUGCUCUCAGGACCAAAAUCAUGACGAUGCUCCAUCCCAAGCCUUCCAGGUUACAAACCGCCUUUCCCGUUCGCUGGCUCUUAUGAUCCAGCUCCCGCCCGACGAUGUGGACACUGUCAUCACCUCCAUUUUACAGAUAGGAAAGCUGAGGCCCAGAGAAGCGAAGCGACUGUGUCUGUCCAAGGCCACGCGCCCUCCUGCCCGGAACAUAAGCAUAUUUCUUCUCUCGUGCCCGCCUGUCUUCCACCUCACCCUGCCCUCCCGCAGGUGAAGGUUCUUAAUCUUGACGGCUCAGCGUCCUCCUUGGCUCCCCGCGGAGGCCAUGUAUGGUCAAGCUUGAAGAUUUCCCAGAGCAGCGAUAAUAUUCACAUUUAAGAGGCCAAAACACACAAGUCGGUGGUGAUGACAGACCCCCUUUUGGACUCACAGCCAGCCAAUAGCACCGGAGAGAUGGAUGGACUGUGCCCUGAGCUAUUGCUGAUCCCCCCGCCUCUCUCUAACCGUGGAAUCCUGGGGCCUGUCCAGAGCCCCUGUCCUUCUGGGGACCCUGCACCUAUACCUACUGAGCCAGGCUGCCUGCUGGUAGAGGCCACAGCAACUGAAGAGGGACCAGGGAACAUGGAGAUCAUUGUGGAGACAGUAGCUGGAACCCUGACCCCAGGUGCUCCUGGAGAGACCCCAGGUGUCCUGGUAAAGGUGGUGGAGGUGUACUUCUGUGAGCGCUGUGAACAGAGCUUCGCAGAGCCCACUCUGCUGGCCCUGCACCAGUGCAGUGAGACCCAUAUACAGCCUGUGCAGGGCCUCUCUAGCCCCCCAUGCUCUGUAGAGCUGCCUCCCAGCAACCCAACCCUCCCUGGCCCUCUGCAGAGCCAGAGCCCACCAGUUAGCCCCCUAUCAUGCCCUGUGUGUAGACAGGAGUUUGCCCAACCCCAGGCCCUGAAGAGCCACUUCAAGAUUCACCGGGGCACUCCUGACACCUUCUCCUGCCCAGAAUCUGGCUGUGUGUUCUCUGCUGAAGAUCGCAAGGGUCUGCAGCACCACCUGAGGCAGACUCACAGAGCAGUUCCUGUGCCCUGUUCUUUCCGGGGCUGCCCCCUGCUUUUCGGGAGCCAGCAGGGCAUGGAGCUGCACCGGCAGGCGCAUUACCCUUUCCACUGCAGCCACUGCAGCUUCAUGGGCUCCAACGUCAAACUCUUCCGGCAGCAUCAGCGGAGCCAUGGUGCUGGGACACAGGGAGAACUUUCUGCCAUUCAGGGCCUUCCAUCCCAGGAGCUGCUGCCAGCUCCCAAACUGCCUCCAGGAGAGAGAGAACCUUCACAGGAAGCAGGUACACCCUUGCCUGGGCAGGAGACAGCCGAAGAGGAGAAUGUAGAGAAAGAAGAGAAGAGUGACACCCAGAAGGACUCCCAGAAGGCUGUGGAUAAAGGCCAAGGGGCUCAGCGGCUGGAAGGGGAUGUGGUCUCUGGCACCGAGUCCCUCUUCAAGACCCAUAUGUGUCCAGAGUGUAAGCGCUGCUUUAAGAAGCGGACUCAUCUGGUGGAGCACCUGCAUCUCCACUUCCCAGACCCCAGCCUCCAGUGCCCCAACUGCCAGAAGUUCUUCACCAGUAAGAGCAAGCUCAAGACCCAUCUGUUGCGGGAGCUGGGUGAAAAGGCCCACCACUGCCCACUGUGCCACUACAGUGCGGUGGAGAGGAAUGCACUCAACCGCCACAUGGCCAGCAUGCAUGAAGAUAUUUCCAACUUCUACUCAGACACCUAUGCCUGUCCUGUCUGCCGUGAGGAAUUCCGCCUCAGCCAGGCCCUCAAGGAGCACCUCAAGAGCCACACGGCAGCAGCCGCAGCAGAGCCGUUACCCCUUCGCUGCUUUCAGGAGGGCUGCAGCUAUGCAGCACCUGACCGCAAGGCCUUCAUUAGGCACCUGAAGGAGACCCAUGGGGUGCGGGCCGUGGAGUGCCGCCAUCACUCAUGUCCCAUGCUCUUUGCCACAGCCGAAGCCAUGGAGGCCCACCACAAGAGCCACUACGCCUUCCACUGCCCCCACUGUGAUUUUGCUUGUUCCAAUAAGCACCUAUUCCGUAAACACAAGAAGCAGGGCCACCCUGGCAGUGAAGAGUUGCGCUGCACCUUCUGCCCCUUUGCCACCUUCAACCCAGUGGCUUACCAGGAUCAUGUAGGCAAGAUGCAUGCUCAUGAAAAGAUCCACCAGUGUCCUGAGUGCAACUUUGCCACUGCCCACAAGAGGGUACUCAUCCGACACAUGCUUCUACAUACCGGUGAGAAGCCUCACAAGUGUGAGCUCUGUGACUUCACAUGCCGAGACGUGAGCUACCUAUCCAAGCACAUGCUGACCCACUCCAACACCAAGGAUUACAUGUGCACCGAAUGUGGCUAUGUCACCAAGUGGAAGCACUACCUCCGUGUGCACAUGCGAAAACAUGCAGGGGACCUCAGGUAUCAGUGCAACCAGUGCUCCUAUCGCUGUCACCGGGCUGAUCAGCUGAGCAGCCACAAGCUGCGGCAUCAGGGCAAGUCUCUGAUGUGUGAGGUGUGUGCCUUUGCCUGCAAGCGGAAGUAUGAGCUGCAGAAGCACAUGGCUUCCCAGCACCACCCCGGCACACCGGCCCCACUCUACCCUUGCCACUACUGCAGUUACCAGAGCCGCCACAAGCAGGCUCUCCUGAGCCAUGAGAACUGCAAGCAUACCCGCCUCCGUGAGUUCCACUGUGCCCUCUGUGACUACCGCACCUUCAGCAACACCACACUCUUGUUCCACAAACGCAAGGCCCAUGGCUAUGUGCCUGGAGACCAGGCCUGGCAGCUCUGCUAUGCAAGCCAGGAGCCAGAAGGGGCCAUGCAGGGUCCAACACCCCCACCAGAUUCAGAGCCCUCAAACCAGCUGUCAGCCCAACCUGAGGGGCCAGGUCACGAACCUGGGACUGUGGUGGACCCCAGCUUGGACCAGGCCCUGCCAGAGACGAGUGAGGAGGUCAACACUGGAAGACAGGAGGGCAGUGAGGCUCCCCAUGGGGAUGACCUGGGUGGCAGUCCCAGCCCAGCAGAGGUGGAGGAGGGCAGCUGCACACUACACCUAGAGGCCCUGGGAGUAGAGCUGGAGUCUGUGACUGAGCCACCCCUUGAGGAGGUCACUGAAGCAGCCCCUAUGGAGUUCAGGCCCCUGGGACUGGAAGGGCCAGAUGGACUGGAAGGACCAGAGCUAUCUAGCUUUGAAGGUAUUGGGACUUCUGACUUGGGUGCUGAAGAAAAUCCCCUUCUGGAAAAGCCAGUGUCUGAGCCCUCCACAAAUCCUCCAUCCUUAGAGGAGGCCCCUAACAACUGGGUAGGAACUUUCAAGGCAACUCCACCUGCUGAGACAGCACCCUUGCCCCCGUUACCUGAGUCAGAGUUGUUACUCAAGGCCCUAAGGAGACAGGACAAAGAACAAGCAGAGGCAUUGGUGCUAGAGGGGCGGGUGCAGAUGGUAGUGAUCCAGGGAGAGGGGCGAGCCUUCCGCUGCCCACACUGCCCUUUUAUCACCCGCCGGGAGAAGGCCCUGAAUCUGCACUCCAGGACUGGGUGCCAAGGCCGCCGAGAGCCCCUGCUGUGCCCCGAGUGUGGGGCUAGCUUCAAGCAACAACGUGGCCUCAGCACCCACCUGCUGAAGAAGUGCCCUGUUCUGCUCAGAAAGAACAAGGGCUUGCCCAGACCAGAUUCACCCAUCCCUCUGCAACCUGUGCUCCCGGGUUCCCAGGCCUCAGAGGACACAGAAGGUGGGAAGACCCCACCUGCACCACUAGAAGCAGAGCUACUGCUUCCAAAUGAUGCUCCUUUGGAGCUUCCCAGGGAGCCAGAAGAAACAGAAGAGCCUCUUGCCACAGUCUCUGGUUCCCCAGUCCUUCCUGCAGGAAACUCCUUGCCCACAGAGGCCCCUAAGAAGCACUGCUUUGACCCAGUUCCUCCUGCAGGAAACUCCUCACCCACGGAGGCCCCUAAGAAGCACCACCUUGACCCAGUCCCUCCUGCAGGAAACUCCUCGCCCACAGAGGCCCUGAAGAAGCACCGCUUUGAGCAGGGCAAGUUUCACUGCAACUCCUGCCCAUUCCUUUGUUCCCGGCUCUCCUCUAUUACCUCUCACGUGGCUGAAGGCUGCAGGGGAGGACGUGGCGGGGGAGGAAAACGAGGGACCCCCCAGACCCAGCCUGAUGUGUCCCCGUUGAGCAAUGGGGACUCUGCUCCCCCGAAGAAUGAGAGUACAGAGUCCAGCUCUGGUGAUGGGGAUACAGUUCUGGUUCAAAAGCAGAAGGGGGCUCGCUUCUCCUGCCCUACAUGUCCCUUUAGCUGCCAGCAGGAACGGGCUCUGAGGACUCACCAGACCCGGGGCUGCCCCCUCGAGUCUGGAGAGCUGCACUGCAGCCUCUGCCCAUUCACUGCUCCUGCUGCCGCCGCCUUAAAGCUGCACCAGAAGAGGAGGCACCCCACUGCGGCCCCAGCCCGUGGGCCCCGGCCCCAUCUACAGUGUGGGGACUGUGGCUUCACCUGUAAACAGAGCCGUUGCAUGCAGCAGCACCGGCGGCUCAAGCACGAGGGAGUGAAGCCCCAUCAGUGCCCUUUCUGUGACUUUUCGACCACCAGACGGUACCGGUUAGAGGCUCACCAGUCCCGACACACAGGCGUUGGCCGCAUCCCCUGCAGCUCUUGCCCCCAGACAUUUGGUACCAACUCGAAACUGCGCUUGCACCGGUUAAGGGUACAUGACAAGACACCCACCCACUUCUGUCCACUUUGUGACUAUAGUGGCUACCUUCGCCAUGACAUCACUCGUCAUGUCAACAGCUGCCACCAAGGCACCCCAGCCUUUGCCUGCUCCCAGUGUGAAGCCCAGUUCAGCUCAGAGACAGCACUUAAGCAGCAUGCUCUGCGCCGACACCCCGAGCCUGCACAGCCUGCCCCUGGCUCUCCUGCAGAGACCACUGAGGGCCCACUGCACUGUUCCCACUGUGGGUUGCUGUGCCCCAGCCUUGCCAGCUUACGAGGACACACCCGUAAACAGCACCCACGGCUUGAGUGUGGGGCCUGCCAGGAGGCCUUCCCUAGCCGACCAGCUCUGGAUGAGCACCGGAGGCAGCAGCAUUUCAGCCACCGCUGUCAGCUCUGUGACUUUGCUGCCCGGGAGCGGGUGGGCCUGGUAAAGCACUACCUGGAACAGCAUGAGGAGACUUCAGCAGCUGUGGCAGCCUCAGAUGGGGAUGGGGAUGCUGGCCAGCCCCCCCUACACUGCCCCUUUUGUGACUUCACGUGCCGCCAUCAGCUGGUACUAGAUCACCAUGUGAAAGGGCAUGGGGGCACUCGUCUCUACAAGUGCACCGAUUGUGCUUACAGCACCAAGAACCGACAGAAGAUCACCUGGCACAGCCGCAUCCACACUGGGGAAAAGCCUUACCACUGUCACCUCUGCCCCUAUGCCUGUGCUGAUCCCUCUCGCCUCAAGUACCACAUGCGGAUCCACAAGGAGGAACGGAAGUACCUGUGCCCUGAGUGUGGCUACAAGUGCAAGUGGGUCAACCAGCUCAAAUACCACAUGACCAAGCACACAGGACUGAAGCCAUACCAGUGUCCCGAGUGUGAGUACUGCACCAACCGGGCUGAUGCACUGCGUGUGCACCAGGAGACCCGGCAUCGAGAAGCACGGGCUUUCAUGUGUGAGCAGUGCGGCAAGGCCUUCAAGACGCGCUUCCUGCUGCGCACCCACCUUCGCAAGCACAGUGAGGCCAAACCCUAUGUGUGCAAUGUGUGCCACCGUGCUUUCCGCUGGGCUGCUGGCCUGCGCCAUCAUGCCCUCACCCACACCGACCGCCACCCCUUCUUUUGCCGCCUCUGCAACUACAAGGCCAAACAAAAGUUCCAGGUGGUCAAGCACGUACGCAGGCACCACCCUGACCAAGCCGACCCAAACCAGGGUGUGGGCAAAGACCCUACCACCCCCACAGUGCACCUGCAUGAUGUGCAGCUGGAGGAUCCCAGCCCUCCUGCUCCUGCCGCUCCCCACACUGGACCUGAGGGCUGAAAGCCUUCCCCACCUCCUGUAUAGGAAGAGGGUAUGGUCUGAGAUGUGCAGACUGGGACCAGCACUAGCCUGAGGAGCUCAGAGCCUAAGGAAGGACUGGCUUUUGGGGUGCAAGGGUGACUAGAACCCUCCUGGGACUCUGGCUAUAGUACUUUGAAAUUAUCACCCAUAUAAAAGAGGGACAUGGACUACAACGUUGAUUUCUUAUUGCUGUACAUUGCGUUUUUAACCUGCAAGUUCUCAGUUUCUUCACCAUCACUCCAUCAAAGUCCCUGGCUGUAAGAUCUGGAUUUUACCCACUCCAUCUUUUCUUUCCUUCUUACUGUGUCAAGUCCUAUUUUCUUUCAGAAUCUUCUAAAACUAGUUGUAUCCAACCGCAUGUGGUGUUGUGCCUAAUGCUCUAUAAAGCAUGUUAAACAGAAAAUGGUUACUACAUUAUAGAUUCAUCCAAAUCCCUGUCUUAACAUUUCCAGGCUGUCAUCUUGAUCAACUCUGUCCCCUCUCAGACUUCUGCCUCCCUUUUGUCCCUUCCAUCUUCACUCAGUAUUGAUUCUGAAACAGGCCUAGGUCUGCCUUCUCCCUGUCCUUGAGCCGUCUUGACCCUUGACCUGCUCCCUACUUCCAAGCUCCUUUGUCUACCUGUAUCUAUAGAGGGAGGAUUGCUACCCACUAAGCCUCCUCCUAGAAGCAACUUUAGCUCAUCAUCAGUCCUCAGACUGGCUCAUCAGCUACACUAAGGUGUUAAAGCACAGGGAUACUAUGGAAAGGCAGUUGACUAGAGAGGAAAAUCUCCAGUUCAGAAUUCUAUAACUGCUUCACAGUAUAAUUCUGUAGUGCCUUACUAUAUAAUUGAUCAUCUAAACUGGGACACACUGGGAAAACUUAAAGAGGGUACUAUUAAUAAUUAUGCUGGGACAACAGACAUAAACCAGGAUGGUUCCAGCCAGACUCUUCAGGAAGGCUGGGACCACAUAACCUUUUGUCUCCUUUUGCCCUGAUUCUUAAAAGCCAUACUCUGUGUCCUUCCUAUGUAGCACAUGCAGGUCUCCUGGGAACCUCUUUCUCUACCUUUUCCUUGUCUCACCUAACUACCAAGAUGUCCCCACAACCCUUGUACCUCCCCUUCUUGCCCAACAAUGACAGACCAUAUUGAAGCCAAAUUGGAGAGAGAUGUAUUUAUACCAGUGGGGCUAAGGAGGAAGCAGUCCAGUGGGGCACUUUGAGUGCUGUGCAGUGUUCUCUUGAGAGUCAUAGUACAGUCCUGGGGUCAAGUCUCUUUCCCUAAUCUUUGCCGGGGAAGCCUUGAGCCUUGAUUUAUCCUUCCCUUGGCUUUGGGCUUUGAGGAAGUUGGGGGUGGAGGGGAUGAUGCUUCUUUAGGUUUCUCUGUUCCAAGCCCCUCUGAAUUUCUAGUUGCAACCUGCCUUCACACAGAGUUGAUGGGAAAGAUUAGUUGUAGAUGUCGGUAUGGGAUUGAGCCUACAGCAAGAGGAAGAAGGGAACUCCGGUAUAGAGUACACAAAGGAAAAGGGCAGGAAAGAUACCAAAGGCUUAUGAAAACAAGGGAAGGGAAGAAAAGAGAAAAAAAGUGGAAAAUCAGGUCCCAGAUUUGCUUGUUAGGAAGAAUGAGGUAAUUUUGUGCCUAGGAAUGCACAAUCCAAAGCUUGGUUUUCACCACCUCCAUUUGUUCUCUAGAGCAUCCUUCCAGAUGUUUCUCACCAUCUAAAGCCAGCACACCAACCCUUCCCGUGAAAUGCCCACCUCAGGACUCAUCCCCCUCCAGGCCUUCCUGGAUGCAGAUAUACACAAAGAUGGAAGCUGGGCGGAGGCUGAUGCCAUCUUUGGACAGCAGGUGAAUGUGGCGGUAACCUGGAAGGGGCAGGAGGACAGCAUUAGGAAGGCAGCCAGAGCUGGGGUAUUGGCCAGGGGUCAAAGGGGCUGGCUCACCUUGUUGCAUGCAGGUCCAAGGCAGGGUAUACUGACCAAUAAAGUCAUUUCGGGAUUUCCAGUCAUAAUCCAUUACCACAAAACGCAGCAUGGCAAGUUCAGGCACCAGCACCCGGAAACAUAGUGUCUGCCCCCAGUAUGGAUUAAAACCUGAGUUGGUGGAUAGAAAUAAGAAGACAUUAUGACAGUCUUCUUGACUGGGUUGCUUUUCUUGUGUUCUCAUUUAAUCUAGAUGGCAAUCAGCAUUUUACAGGUAAGGAAAAAGGCUCAGAGUAAGCAAGUAAUUUGCCCAGGUCACUGGAGCUUUUAAGUGAAGAGCCAGGAUUCUUUGUACUGUUCCACACUGCCUCCCAUGUGGGGACAUGCAAUAACAGAGACUAUACUUAAUGGAAGACAGACUAGAAGGAAAACUAAUCAUGCUCCUACCCCCACCUCCCCAGCACUGCCAGUUUCUCACCAUUGUUCUCCACAUAGUUGGUCUCCUGCCGUGCUGUGUCUAGACGGACACCAAAGAUCUGCACCUUCACCAGUGGAUCCACAAUGGACCCCUCUUUGGUCUUGUCCACUUUGGGGAGUUGCUGACCGCUGAUCACCUGUAAUCAGGGCUCUGGAAUCUCACAAGUUCCUGCUCAGCCCAGCCCCACCCGACCCUACUCCCAACCCCAGGGGAGGAGACGCUUUUUGGUUUGUAAAACAUCCUCCAUGGGUAAUAUAUUUUCUUCUAGUAUUCUAUCUGCAAUUUAAAAUGCACCCAAAGGCCGGGCAUGGUGGCUCACACCUGUAAUCCCAACACUUCAGGAGGCCAAGGUGGGCAGAUCACUUGAAACCAGGAGACCAGCCUGGCCAACAUGGUGAAACCCUAUCUCUACUAAAAAUACAAAAAUUAGCCAGGCAUGGUGGCGGGCGCCUGUAGUCCCAGCUACUCGGAAGGCUCAGAUGGGAGAAUCGCUUGAACCCAGGAGGCGGAGGUUGCAGUGAGCCAAGAUCAUGCCACUGCACUCCAGCCUGGGCAGCAGAGCAAGACUCUGUCUCAGAAUAAAUAAAUAAAUUAAAUGGAUCCAGGUAGAAAUUCAACAGUUUGAAAGUAGGCAUGCUAAUGACAGCAGCCUCUUUUUUUUUUUUUUCAAAGAGACAUGAUCACACUCUUGACCAAGCUGGAAUGCAGUGGGGCAGUUAGCUCACUGCAACCUCCAACUCCUGGGCUAAAGUGACCCUCUAGCCUUAGCCUUCUGAGUAGCCAGGACUAUAGUCAUGUGCCACCAUGCCAGGCUAAUUUUUAAAUUUUUUGUAGAGACGGGGGUCUCACUGUUGUCCAGACUGAUCUCAAACUCCUGGGCUCAAGCAGUCCUCCUGCCUUGACCGCCAAAGCACUGGGAUUACAGGUGUAAGCCAUUGCUCCCAGCCAGCCUCUUUUAUAGCACUUCCUGUGUACCAGGAAUUGUAAGAACUUUAUAUUAACUGCUAUACUCCUUAUAACCCUGUGAGGCAGGUGGUAGUGUUACCCCUAUUUUGCAGGUGAGCAGACUGAGGUAUGGAGAGGUUAAGGAACUUGCCCAACAUUACCCAAUUAGGAAGUUGUGGUUUGAAGCUAGGCAGCUGGCUCUAAAACUAAAACUAGACACUGUUAAUAGGCUAUCCGGCCUCUACAUUCUGGUCAGGCCUAGCCACCCCUUCCCUCACUUCUAUCCCAGUUAUCUCAGUUUCUUCCCAACAGUUUAUUUCCACUGUACCUGGAUUAAGAGAGUCUGGGCUUUGAAAGGGCUGAUGGGCCUCUCAGGGUGGAAGGAACUCUGGAUAUCACGCAGGAAGUCUGGCUUCAGCACAUAGCCACAGCCGCCAUUCUGGCGGAAAUGCCCAUCACAGAUGUCCAUUUCAAGCCCUGCAGUCUGCAUAUUCAUGGCCACUGAGGGCCCCAGGAGAAAAGAGAGCAAGAUUCACCAUGGAGGCCUUCCAGCCCCUCUUUCAGGGAGUUAAGAAGAUAGGUAUUGGGUGCACGGUACCUGCUGGUAAUACCUCCACUGAUAGCAUUUCUCAGCCUAGCAAUUUUCUUGAGCUUUCUCCAACCCUACUGUCGCUAGAGAACUUAUUUCCCACCUGCUGCUCCUCCACUCCCUCUUCCCAGUCCCUGCUGUCUCCUCACCCAUCUGGCAGCCUGCAUUCCAGAGUUCCUGGGGGUUGUAGUUGGAAGAGUCUGUCCUCAGGCCGCUGGGAUACACACGGCUUAACUGCCAAGUAUUGUGCUGCACAAACUCAUUGCCUGUAAAAGGGUAUGGAGAGGGAGAUGGAAGUGGGGUGGAAUCUCCCACUUCCCUAGUCCCAAGGACCCUGCCUACUCUUCACCCUUCUCUCCAGCAUCUGAAGCUGGCUCCAGAAAGUUUCACUGUGCCUCUCUACUCUGUCCAUCCAGACCAUCUUCCCCGCUUUCCUGCCCCUAGACCCUUGAGCCACUAUUCAUAACUCCUCUGCCCUUGCCUGCUCUGAGGAGUUUCUGAACUCCUUCAUCUCUCCUUAGCUACCUUCUCUUUUUUCUUGGGACUUACCUGCCAGUCCAUCAGGCCUGAAUCUAUCCAUCCCACUUCCCUCCCCAUCCCUCCAUUUUGGUCCUGACCAGCCUCCUUGAUGAGGCGCUUGGCCUUGGUUUCAGAGAAAGAUGAUAUCUCGUAGAAGUGGUAGUGCUCCUUUGAAUGUGUGAAGCUGCGGAAUGAGACAGACUUCAAGUAGAUAACCAGGGAAGAGAGGGCUGGACACAAGAUGGGCUUGGAUUUCUGGAGAAGGUGGAAAAGAAGAUGGAAUUGAACCCUCAGCAGUCUGAGAGAAGAAGAUAAUGGCCAUCCAACCUAAGCCUCUCCCCACUGCCUCCCCACUGUAUUCUCCCUCCUGCCUCACCUGCUGGGACAAGAGAAGGGACUCAGGCUUGGAAAUAGGAGCCUGGGCCAUAAUCUGACAACAGAUAGACGGACAAAACAGCGGGCACAUCACAACCUGGGGGUGGGAAUGGGAAUAAAGACGGUCUGCAUGUACUGCUGGGA
This is a messenger RNA of Nomascus leucogenys (northern white-cheeked gibbon), 11489 nucleotides long. RefSeq names its product zinc finger protein 142 (gene ZNF142). Lineage: Eukaryota; Metazoa; Chordata; Mammalia; Primates; Hylobatidae. Gene Ontology annotation, biological process: regulation of gene expression. The record is from RefSeq and is a predicted model, not a curated record. Gene Ontology annotation, cellular component: nucleus.